Messenger RNA from Topomyia yanbarensis, 1532 nucleotides. RefSeq lists its product as uncharacterized. The coding region runs from base 603 to 1487 and encodes 294 amino acids. The transcript has 6 exons. The record is from RefSeq and is a predicted model, not a curated record. Lineage: Eukaryota; Metazoa; Arthropoda; Insecta; Diptera; Culicidae.
ACGAAUGUUUGUAAAUAAUGUCAUUUGCAUCGUGUUGCAAUGUGGCGGCGGCACGAGCGAACAUUUCUAACAAAGAGAGGAACCAAGUAAGAAGAUUGAUGAAUGAUACGUCGCCAGGUUUGUUUACGAACAGUGAACCGAUUUUAGGAGGAGCUGUUGAACCUGUAAAUGCGAAAGCUACUAUCAAUAUAACUGAAUGCAGAUUGUAGGUAAAUAUACCAACGCAUUCGUGAUCUGGGUAUCAACAACUUAUGUCAGCAUUGAAAACAUGUUCUGUGCAAGAGUCACAUCAAAUUUAGCUCAUGAUGAGAAUGACUGGAACCAGAAGGGAUCUAUAGUUUUAAUCUGUUCGAAAUGUGACUGUCCAAAGUGUGCAAUUAAUCGCUUCAGGACAAUGGUGCAUCGUCUAGGACGAUUUGCUUUAAAUAGGUCCUGCCAAGGGUUGAGGUCGUCAGUGAAGCAGCAUCGUUGGGACUGUUCGGAUUUCGAGUUGAGCUACUGAAAGAAUUUACUGAAAAGUUAAACAACAAUCUCCCAGUAAAAUAACGAGUCGGCAUUCGCAAAAUUUUUAAGGCGCUGAAAAAUUGUUGAAAUCUGUAGCAAUGAUCGCGUGCUCUGUUUGGAAAUUGCUGAUUUUUAUUUGUGCAUUAAACGUUUUAUCGACCGAAGGGAACGACAAAGAUCAGAUCCAUUUGGAAGCUAAGCCACAACUUUAUGACUCUAUUUCUCUAAAAGAGUCUAACCAGUUCGGUCACGAUGUUAGCGAAAAUGGCCAGUUCCACCACGAGAACCGCGGUAUCGACGGAAUCGCAUAUGGCUGCCAUGGCUACAGAGAUGAUUCCGGCCAACUUCAGCUAACCCAUUACGUUACCGAUGCCCGUGGUUAUCGUGUAAUUCAACCGAAUCAGCCCGUACAAUUGUACAUGGUUGCAACAAAUCCACCUCCGAAGGGUGCCGAAACAGCAGAUCUUCAUCCGCUGCGAAGUGAGCAGCCUCCACCUAAGCCUAUGCCAAAUCGGGAGCCACACAGUUGCCGGCCAGAUGGUACUGCCCAAUCGAAUGUACCGGCGGCAACGGCACUGGCUCCAGUUGGUGGAGCUUUAGGGGGUCUUCUGGGUGGAUUGGUUGGUGGUUUAUUGCAAGGACUUGGGCAAGGUCUUGGUGUCAACUUGCUAGCUCCAAAUAACUGUGCAGCAACCAAUACUCACGUUAUUCCGCAGCAAUGCACUAGUGGUUGCAAUAAGAAUCAGCCGGCAUAUGUGGGACUGAUCCCGACUAUAUAUCAGCCAAGAUCCUUUGACGAGCAGCUCAUAAAUUCGUUGGAAGCAAUGCUCCCGAAUCUGUUGGAGCAUAGAGGCGAGCGGAACAAUGCACCAAUGUACUGGUUACUGCCAAGUUCUCAGGAGGGCAAUUGGCGGUCUGAAUCACGAAAUGGGUUGAUGGGUAAGAUUUAUUCUCUUAGACACUUGCAGCAGCGAAGAUUGUAGUAGAAAACGAAUGGCCGAAAUAAGUAAAAUAGAACCCGAUUUACA